AAAAAAAGGAAAGGGAAAGAAACAAUAGUCUUUCAGGUUGAUGAAGUAAGGAAGUAGAAAAUAUGGAACCAAUCCUCUUUCUUCAAUAAACACCUGGAAUCUCCUCACUUGUCUGCACUUCACUCUCAUCAAAUUUUCUCCCAAAAAUUCAAAAACCCUAACCCCACCUUUUUUUCCCCCAAAAAUCUCCAAACACACAGUCACACAGUGGUUGCUGUCGCCCUCAAUUGCGACUUUCCUUCCACUUGUCUCUCUAAUCUCUUCUUUUCUUAAUGCCAUAAAAAUUAUUCUACUAUAUCUCCCCAAUUGGUCUUCCCUAUUUAAAAAAUUCUGAUGAAUAAUCCAAACCCUUCUUCACUUCCCAACGACUCUGCUCCUCCUCCUCCUCCUCCUGCUGCUGCCGAGGAAGAUUCCUCUUCUUCUGUUGUUGUUCCCCCCGAAGCUUCCAAGGGACCCACCGCCGAUAACGGCGAUACUGCGGCUACUGCUGGGGAGGAAGACCCACCGCAGUCCACGGCCAUGGUUUCGCCGGAGAAGGAGGCGGGUUCCACCGCCGAUGAUCCCAUGGAUGUCGACAAUGUGAAUCCCGCUACCGUGUUCUGUAUUCGGUUGAAACAGCCAAAGUCUAAUUUGCUUCACAAAAUGAGCGUUCCAGAGCUUUGUCGGAAUUUCAGUGCUGUUGCUUGGUGUGGUAAGCUCAAUGCUAUUGCAUGUGCAUCAGAAACAUGUGCCAGAGUCCCAAGUUCCAAUGCAAAUCCUCCAUUCUGGAUUCCUAUACAUAUAGUGAUCCCAGAACGGCCAACUGAGUGUGCAGUAUUUAAUGUUAUAGCAGAUUCCCCUCGAGAUUCUGUUCAGUUUAUUGAAUGGUCUCCCACGGCCUGCCCUCGUGCCCUGCUUAUUGCUAAUUUCCAUGGGAGGAUAACCAUCUGGAACCAACCUUCUCAAGCUUCCCCUUAUAGAGUAAGAGAUGCUAGUAGCUGGCAGCUGGAAUAUGAAUGGCGCCAGGAUAUAGCAGUAGUUACGAAAUGGUUAUCAGGAGUUUCUCCGUAUAGGUGGCUUUCGUCAAGAUCAGGUGGCUCUGGAAAGUCAACCUUUGAAGAGAAAUUCCUUUCCCAGCAGCCAGAAGCUCCAGCUGGUUGGCCAAAUUUUCUGUGUGUAUGCUCUGUGUUCUCAUCAGGCUCCAUUCAGCUCCAUUGGAGUCAAUGGCCUCCAAGUCAAAGUAGUGCACCGUCGAAGUGGUUUUGCACUAGCAAAGGGUUGUUGGGAGCUGGGCCAAGUGGGAUUAUGGCUGCAGAUGCCAUCAUAACAGACUCUGGUGCUAUGCACGUGGCAGGUGUUCCCAUCGUUAAUCCUUCUACGGUUGUUGUUUGGGAGGUUAACCCUGGCCAUUGGAAUGGUUUUCAAGCAUCUCCUAAAGUUAGUAUCAGCAAUGGGAUUCCACCAUCUGUCACUCCAUCCUGGGAUGGUUUUGCCCCUUUGGCAGCAUAUCUAUUCAACUGGCAAGAAUAUUGGUUGCUCGAAGCUAAACAAGGCAGAAAACACACAGAACAAGACUAUAGUGAGAUGGUGACACUUCAUUGUUUGCCUGUUUCAAAUUUUUCUGCUUAUGUCAGUCCUGAAGCAGCUGGCAAGUCAGCUUCUGCUACUACCACAUGGGGUUCUGGUGUCACUGCUGUGGCUUUUGAUCCAACUCGUGGUGGUUCUGUAAUAUCCGUUGUGAUUGUUGAAGGACAGUACAUGUCUCCAUAUGAUCUUGAUGAGGGUCCAACAAUUAAUGGAUGGAGAUUACAACGCUGGGAAUCAACUGUAGAGAAUGUUGUCCUCCAUCAGAUAUUUGGUAAUCCCACUUCUACUUUUGGUGGAGAGGCACCCAAGCAAACUGUGUGGGUGAGCAAAGUUAUCAAGUGCACCCCGGCAUCAAGUGAUUUUAUAAGUCCUCAAGCAGCUGCUGCAGCACCACCUCCUGAUGGAAGAAAUGCAUCUGACCCUGGCUCUGAGGUGUCAAAGAGGGUCCGUUGGGAUCCCUUUGAUUUGCCUAGUGAUGUUAGAACUCUAGCACGUAUUGUGUAUUCUGCUCAUGGUGGUGAGAUUGCUGUAGCAUUCCUUCAUGGUGGAGUACAUGUCUUCUCAGGUGAAAGCUUUACUCAAGUUGAUUAUUACCAGAUCAGUUGUGGUGCUGCAAUUGCGGCACCCGCUUUUUCUUCUACAAGUUGCUGUUCUGCUGUGGUUUGGCACGACUCUAGUAAGGAUUGCACGAUGCUGAGAAUAAUUCGUGUUCUUCCUCCUGCUAUGUCGAAUAGUCAAAUGAAAGCUAGCUCAAUUACUUGGGAACGUGCAAUUGCAGAGAGAUUUUGGUGGAGUCUUUUAGUGGGUGUUGAUUGGUGGGAUGCUGUUGGGUGCACACAAAGUGCUGCUGAGGAUGGCAUUGUAUCCCUGAAUAGUGUAAUUGCUGUGUUGGAUGCUGAUUUCCACUCUCUUCCUUCGACUCAGCACAGGCAGCAGUAUGGCCCUAGUCUUGACAGGAUAAAAUGUAGGCUACUAGAAGGAACAAAUGCUCAAGAAGUCAGGGCAAUGGUUCUUGACAUGCAGGCACGGUUGCUGCUGGAUAUGCUUUGUAAAGGUAUUGAAUCAGCAUUGGUGAACCCUUCAGCUCUGAUAUCAGACUCAUGGCAACCAUCUGGUGAGGUGGUCUCUGGUAUAGAUCCCGAGUCAAUGACAGUUGAGCCAGCACUUGUCCAAAAUAUUCAGGCUUAUGUUGAUGCUGUACUUGAUCUUGCAUCACACUUCAUCACACGACUGCGGCGUUAUGCUAGUUUCUGCCGUACACUGGCAAGUCAUGCAGUUAAUGCAGGCACUGGAGGGAGCCGGAGUAUGGUUACAAGUCCGACACAAAGUUCUGCUUCUCCUGCUACUAGUCAAGGAACACAAGGUGGGACUGCAAGUUCCACAGGAAGUACACAAAUGCAAGCAUGGGUACAAGGGGCUAUUGCUAAGAUCAGUAGCACUGCUGAUGCAGCUCCAAAUGCAGCCCCUAAUCCCAUCAGUGGUCCUUCAACUUUUAUGCCAAUUAGUAUUAACACUGGCACUUUUCCCGGAACUCCAGCUGUUAGGCUUAUUGGGGAUUGCCAUUUCCUUCGUAGAUUGUGUCAGCUUUUACUUUUUUGUUAUUUUUUUUGGCGAGCGCAACUACCACGUGCACCAGGUCCUCAGAAAAAUGCUGAUGCAUUGGCCCAAAAACCUCAGCCUAAUGGUCCGGGUAGAGCAGAAGAUUCCAACUCUCUUAAGUCAUCUGCUCUUAGGCCAGACGAAAAACAGGUUCCAAGGGCUGGGCAAGUCGGUUCUGCAGCAAAAGGAUCAGAAGAAGGUCUAUCCAAAGGCUCAAGGUUAGGUUCUGGUAACGCUGGUCAAGGAUACACAUUCGAGGAGGUUAGGGUCCUUUUCCGUAUUCUGAUGGAUCUCUGCCGCCGAACUCAAGGUUUAGCACAUCCGCUUCCUGUUUCUCAGGUCGGAAGCAGCAACAUUCAGGUCCGGCUUCACUAUAUUGAUGGGAAUUACACUGUUCUACCAGAGGUCGUCGAAGCUUCCCUUGGUCCUCAUAUGCAGUAUAUGCCACGGCCUAGAGGUGCUGAUGCAGCUGGUUUACUACUCCGUGAGUUGGAACUUCAUCCUCCUGCUGAAGAAUGGCACAGAAAGAAUAUGUUUGGCGGUCCUUGGUCUGAUCCAGAGGAUACAGGUCCUGCAGAAGAUACUACUAGAUCGAGUCCUUCGAGAGAAUUAAUCGAUGGAACCUCAACUGACAAUUGUGAUGUUUAUUAUGGAGCUCAUGGGUUGUGGCCGAGGAAGCGGAGGAUGUCUGAAAGGGAUGCAGCUUUUGGUUUGAAUACUUCAGUUGGUCUUGGAGCAUAUCUUGGUAUAAUGGGGUCUCGGAGGGAUGUUGUUACAGCCGUAUGGAAAACUGGACUGGAAGGAGUUUGGUACAAGUGUAUAAGAUGCUUGCGGCAGACUUCUGCAUUUGAUAUAGCCAGUGCAAGCUCUACGCAUAAUCAAAAUGAGAGAGAACUUUGGUGGAUAAGCCGGUGGGCGUAUGGCUGUCCAAUGUGUGGCGGAACCUGGGUUCGUGUGGUAUAGCUCUUUCACCUGCUACCAUUUUCUCACAGAGAAAGCAACCUGCUUUUGAUGUAACUUUUUGCUCUAGCCAUCUUCUGUCUCUGUCUGUUAUUGUUGUGGAGAUCAACUAAAAAGCUUGGCGGUCAGAGUGCUGUAGCUCGAAUGGAAAAUACAUGGGAUUCUCAUAUCCUAGUACUGAUAAAAGGGGUCUCGAGCUUAUCAUCUUUGUAGGACAUCAGGCGGGCAUAAUACCAGAAGGGGAGAUGUAUACUGGUUAGUCAGCUUUGCAAUAUUUCCUUAACCCAGUUGUGGACUUGUGGUGUGUGAGUGUUUCAAAGGAGGGAGACCUAACUCCGGAAUGAUGGACAGUGCUGUCCUCAAGCACAAUGCCCGAUGACUUGUGGUUUGCUGACGAAUUCAGUUGGUCUCAGGUUCAUGAGAUGAUUAUUAUUGUUUGUCCGCUGUCUCAUAUACGGAAAGAAAAGGGGAAUGAAGUUUCAAAAUUUGUACAUGGUCUUAACAGUGGUUUGCAACCAAAACAUGUUCUGCUCUUGUAACCGAUAACCUCUUCAAAGAUGUAAAUGAGAUAAAUUGUGCGUUAGGGGUAUCCACUCAGCUACCCUAACAAAAUGUCCAAAUCUCAAUUGAUAUGUUUGUCGUACACUUUAAUCCUUCUUUGCCAAAAUAAAGAAAUUUUAUACGUUAAAUUAUACAUUUGUGUGGAUAUCAAUUUUGAGUCGG
Oldenlandia corymbosa var. corymbosa is the source of this 4848-nucleotide messenger RNA. The record is from the annotation of a GenBank genome assembly. Lineage: Eukaryota; Viridiplantae; Streptophyta; Magnoliopsida; Gentianales; Rubiaceae.